Molecule: messenger RNA, 1964 nt
Organism: Castor canadensis (American beaver)
Lineage: Eukaryota; Metazoa; Chordata; Mammalia; Rodentia; Castoridae
Source: RefSeq, a predicted model, not a curated record
UGCGCACACCUGCCGGCCCGACGCGGGGGCGCCUGGCAUGCCCAAGAGCCUCCAUGACCUGAAGAGCCGCAAUGACAUCCAGAGGCUGCCCGGGCAGCGGCUGGACAGGCCGGGCAGCCGCAAGCGCCGGGGAGACCAGCGCGACCUGGGCCACCCCGGGCCACCUCCCAAGGUUGCCAAAGCUAGUCAUGACCCCCUAGUCCCCAACUCGUCCCCCCUCCCCACCAACGGGCUCAGUGGGAGUCCGGAGAGCUUCCCCAGCCCCCUGGAUGGCAGUGGGCAUGCAGGCCUGGAGGGCAGCCCCCUGGAGCCCAGCGAGAACGACAGGCACAGCAGCAAGAUUCCCAUCAAUGCCGUGCGGCCGCACCCCAGCUCCCCUAGCCUGGGCAAGCCCCCCGGCCCCUGCUUGCAGACGAAGGCUUCUGCGCUGCAGCAGCUGGACAGGGUGGACGAGACCCCGGGCCCUCCCCACCCCAGGGGGCCCCCCCGCUGCUCCUUCAGUCCCCGGAACUCACGGCACGAGGGCUCCUUUGCCCGGCAGCGGAGCCCAUGUGCGCCCAAGGGCUCUGUGCCCAGCCCCCCAGCACGGCCCCAGCCGCUGGAUGCCACGCAGGUGCCGUCACCGCUUCCGCUGGCCCAGCCGUCCACGCCCCCUGUGCGGCGGCUGGAGCUGCUGCCCAGCGCUGAGAGCCCGGUGCGCUGGCCAGAGCAGCCCGAGGGCCACCAGCGGUUGGUGGGGCCCGGCUGCAAGGCCGGCAUGCCUGCGGCUGAGCCCCUUCUGGCUCGCGCUGGCUUCUCCCCGGACUCCUCCAAGGCGGACAGCGACGCUGCCUCCUCGGGCGGCUCAGACAGCAAAAAGAAAAAGAGGUACCGACCUCGAGACUACACGGUGAACUUGGACGGGCAGGUGGCCGAGGUGGGUGUCAAGCCUGUCCGGUUAAAAGAGCGGAAGCUCACCUUUGACCCCAUGACCAGACAGAUCAAACCUCUGACCCAGAAAGAGCCAGUACGGGCAGACAGCCCUGUGCACAUGGAGCAGCCACCCAGGACAGAGCUGGACAAGCCGGAGGCCAAGGCCAGCCUCCAGAGCCCCUUUGAGCAGACGAACUGGAAGGAGCUGUCGCGCAAUGAGAUCAUCCAGUCCUACCUGAGCCGGCAGAGCAGCCUGCUGUCGUCCUCGGGCGCGCAGACCCCGGGGGCUCACCACUUCAUGGCCGAGUACCUGAGGCAGGAGGAGAGCAGCCGGCGUGGGGCCCGCCAGCCGCACGUGCUGCUGCCACUUGGGCCCCCCUCCGACCGCCCGGGGCUCAGCCGGGAGGUCACGCAGGGUGAUCUCGACAGAAUCCAGGCCGGCCACUGGCCGGGGGUUAACGGGUGUCAGGACACACAGGGUAACUGGUAUGACUGGACGCAGUGCAUAUCGCUCGACCCGCACGGCGAUGACGGGCGCUUGAACGUUCUGCCUUAUGUCUGCUUGGACUGACCGGCCGGCGGCCACAAAGUGCAUUCCCACCUUGCAGGAGCCAGGGCGGCGGGGCGACCCCGGGAGGUGGGCCCAGGUGCGGGGGGCGGGGGCGCGCUCUGCCCUCCAAACUCCUUCUUUUGUGAAAUGCUGCUACCAGUUUACUAACAAAAUUGCAAAGGAAGGACCGCCAGGAGGAAGGACGGCAAAGUGAGUUGAGAACUCCACAGCAAGCCAGCCACACGGCGUUUGUCCCCAGUCCAGGACGCCCGACCGCUGGCUGGGCCCUCAGUAGCAGGCAGGCACAGACAACCUGUGGGAGAGGUUACCUUUAACAGUGACAGACGCACGCAUCUCAUCUCUUGCAUUCUCUGUCCACGCGGCCCGGGCUCUCGAAGGCAGUGGGCUGCACCUCAGCCUCUGUCCGCACCCCACCCAGCCACUUGUUGAGCCAGUGUUUUCUUUCCGUCGCGUGCUGGAAGCUUCUCAGCUGCGGCGAGCU